Loa loa (African eye worm) is the source of this 1743-nucleotide messenger RNA. RefSeq names its product carboxypeptidase A1. The record is from RefSeq and is a predicted model, not a curated record. Gene Ontology annotation, molecular function: metallocarboxypeptidase activity; zinc ion binding. The transcript is spliced from 11 exons. NCBI's taxonomy places the organism in Eukaryota, Metazoa, Nematoda, Chromadorea, Rhabditida, Onchocercidae. Bases 1 to 1743 code for a protein of 580 amino acids. Gene Ontology annotation, biological process: proteolysis.
AUGACGAGGACAGCAAAACAACAUAACACAUUAUUUGAAUCAUUUUUUGCCCGUUUAAAAGAUGACCCAAUUUUGGAUGAGGAAGCUGAUAAUUCAGAAGAAUCGUUAAGAAAAAUAAGUAAUUUGAAAGUAAAAUAUCGUUUUGGUGAUUAUGGCUCAUACAGAGAUAUGUUAAAAUAUAUGCGUACAAUCGAAUUUUAUUAUCCACAGAUAACAAAACUUGUACGAAUUGGUGAAUCACAUGAAGGUGCACCAAUUGAAGGGUUAAAGAUUGGUUAUCCAAUUAGCGAUAACAAUAAGCGAGCAUUUUGGAUUGAUGCUAAUAUUCAUGCAAGAGAAUGGGCUUCAAGUCAUACUGCGCUAUAUUUUAUUAAUCAGUUAGUCUCAGGAUUCGAAGUGGAUCCGGUUAUAACACGUUAUGUAAGAUCCAUUAAUAUUUACAUCUUUCCAUGUUUGAAUCCAGAUGGCUAUGAAUAUACACGAUCAAAACCAAAUCCUCAGGUUCGAUUGUGGCGCAAAAAUCGUUCACCACAAAAGUGCAUUCGUUCAUCAUGGGGUGGGCGCAGAUGUUGUGCAGGGGUUGAUUUGAAUCGUAAUUUCGAUUUUCAUUGGGCUGAAGUUGGUUCAAGUGAAAAUCCCUGUUCAUACUUAUAUCAAGGUGAAAGCGCAUUUAGUGAACCAGAAACAAGAGCAGUAAGAGAUUUCUUAUUAUCACCUGAAAUGCGAGGUAAAUUAGAUGGUUUUAUAACGCUUCACACAUACGCACAACUAUGGAUACAUCCAUACAGUCAUGAAGUGGAAUCAUUUCCUGAUAAUUAUGCACAAUUGAAACGUACAGCAAAACGUGCAGUUAAUCGAUUGAAGAGAGUUUAUGGAACACAAUAUAGGAUUGGUACUGGUGCUGAUAUUUUAGCACCAGCAUCUGGUGGCUCAGAUGAUUGGGCUAAAAAUACACUUGGAGUAAAAUUUGUUUAUUUGGUUGAACUUCGGCCUCAAUUAGAAUUAUUAAAUGGAUUUAUUUUAAAUAAAAAUGAACUGAUUCCAACAGCUGUUGAAACUUGGGAAGGCGUUCGAACAGUCAUAGAUGAUGCCAUCCGUGCUAAUGAAUUAUUAAAUGUAAAAUCAAUAACCAAUGAAUCUCUCUCUAUACUAGGCCAAUUUAUCAAACAUAAAAUAUCAAGAAAAAUUCAACAAACUGAUGGAAUUUCUCGUACAUUAGCUGGUAUUAAAAUUACACCUGAACUUCCAAACAUUGAUGAUAAUAUGCGCUCGAGAUCGAUCAAUAAUUCAAUUGUUUAUUUUCAAAAUGGUACCAAUACAUUGGUACAAUCAAAUAAUUUGACGAAUAAAAUUAAUAAUUUUAUCGAAUCUAUCAAUAAUCAAAAUAAUUCAUUGAUAACAAAUGCUGUUAAACCAUUUCAAAUUAUCCAUUCAAAUCAUAAAGCAAUAAUAACCAACCAGUUAAAAUUAUUAAAUCAAACUCAUCGAAUUACAUCGCCUAUAAUAUUUCAUUCUAAAUCAUCAUCAUUAUCAUCAUCAUCAUCAUCAUCAUCAUCAUCAUCAACAACAAUUAAUCAUUUUAGCAAUAGCACUCAUAGGCAAUUUUUAAAUUCAAAUUGUAAAGAUAUUCGAAAUUCAUGUAAAUUUUGGUUACAAAUUAAUCCAAAUAUAUGCAUGGAACAGUAUAAAAUGAUGAAAAUGCAAUGCAUGCGCACUUGUGAAUAUUGCAUUUAUUUAAAAUAA